Brienomyrus brachyistius is the source of this 4818-nucleotide messenger RNA. It is a transcript of the gene morc2, whose product is annotated as MORC family CW-type zinc finger 2. Gene Ontology annotation, molecular function: zinc ion binding. Gene Ontology annotation, cellular component: nucleus. Lineage: Eukaryota; Metazoa; Chordata; Actinopteri; Osteoglossiformes; Mormyridae. The transcript has 28 exons. Bases 317 to 3487 code for a protein of 1056 amino acids. The record is from RefSeq and is a predicted model, not a curated record.
AUUCUCACUGUAACGCUACACUUUUGUUUCUUGCUCGAGCUUGCCUCCGCGGGUUUGCGAAUGAGGUGUCGCAGUCGGAGAUCUCUGCGGCCUUCGCAGUCGAGUAAUACAUAAAACGUCUUUCAAGGGAGUACCAAUAAAUACAUUUGAUAUUGCUUGUUUCGAGGAUUGACGUAUACAAGAACUCGGAAAUCCAUGGCGGUUGAAACGGUUUGCUAAAGCAAAAUAUAUAUCCUGCCAAUGCAUCAUGCUAUACAGCUUGUAGGAAGUCCAAGGAAAGGAUCAUAGAAGUUUUUAACAACCUGGAAUUCUUGCAAUGGCCUUCGCAAACUACAGCAGCUUAAACCGAGCACAGCUCACCUUCGAGUACCUCCACACAAACUCGACAACCCAUGAGUUCUUGUUUGGAGCUCUGGCUGAACUGGUGGACAAUGCAAGGGAUGCCAAUGCAACAAGAAUUGACCUUUAUACAGAGAAGAGACCUGACCUCAGAGGUGGUUUCAUGCUGUGUUUUCUUGAUGAUGGGACUGGAAUGGAUCCAAAUGAAGCUAGACAUGUCAUCCAAUUUGGGAAAUCUAGCAAGCGAUCCCCGGAGUCCACACACAUUGGCCAGUACGGCAAUGGUCUGAAAUCGGGCUCUAUGAGAAUUGGAAAAGACUUCAUUCUUUUCACAAAGAAAGAGGACAUGUUAACCUGCCUCUUUCUGUCUCGAACUUUUCAUGAAGAAGAGGGCUUGGAUGAGGUUAUUGUGCCUCUCCCAACGUGGGACAGCACAAGCAUGCAGCCCGUCACACAGGACCCAGAAAAGUUUGCCAUUGAGACAGAGCUGAUCUACAAAUACUCGCCUUUCAAAACGGAAGCUGAGGUCAUGGAGCAGUUCAAGAAAAUCGAAGGAGUAUCUGGGACCCUGGUUAUUAUCUACAACCUGAAGUUGAUGGAUACCCGGGAGCCUGAGCUGGAUGUUGAAACAGAUCGCCAGGACAUCCUCAUGGCUGGGACGCCACCAGAGGGAGUAAAACCGGAGCGUCGCUCCUUCAGAGCCUAUGCAGCUGUCCUCUAUAUCGACCCCAGGAUGAGAAUCUUCAUACAAGGUCACAAAGUGCGCACUAAGAGGCUCUCCUGCUGCCUCUAUAAGCCAAGAGUUUACAAAUACAGCUCCACGCGCUUCAAAACCCGGGCAGAACAAGAGGUGAAGAAGGCAGACCAUCUUGCUAAAAUAUCUGAAGAAAAGGCGAGGGAAGCAGAGAGCAAAAGCCUCGCUCUGGAGCUGAAGUUGGGAGAUGACCUCUCCCGGGAAGCUCGCGCUAUGUUCCGCAAGGCUCAGGAAUCAGCCAUGAUGUUACGUCAGGAGGCAGACAUGAAGAGGAAAAUCUUGGAGACCAAACAGAAAGCCCUGAAAGAGCCCAAGGAACUGAACUUUAUUUUUGGGGUGAACAUUGAGCAACGAGAUCUGGAUGGCAUGUUCAUUUAUAACUGCAGUCGCCUCAUCAAGAUGUAUGAGAAAGUGGGGCCGCAGCUCGAGGGAGGCAUGGCUUGUGGUGGAGUUGUGGGUGUGGUUGAUGUUCCUUACCUGGUCCUUGAGCCUACACACAACAAGCAAGACUUUGCGGAUGCCAAGGAGUACAGGCAUCUGCUGAAGGCCAUGGGUGACCACCUGGCCCAGUACUGGAAAGAUGUUGCAAUUGCACAAAAGGGCAUUGUCAAAUUCUGGGACGAAUUUGGCUACCUUUCGGCCAACUGGAAUCAGCCCCCUUCCAAUGAUCUGCGAUAUAAGAGGCGGCGUGCCAUGGAGAUUCCUGUCACCAUUCAGUGUGACAAAUGCCUGAAGUGGCGUACGCUUCCCUUCCAAUUGGAUGCUGUGGACAAGCGGUACCCUGACAGCUGGGUCUGUUUGAUGAAUCCAGAUAGCACCCAGGACAGGUGUGAUGCUCCAGAGCAGAAGCAGAACCUACCAGUUGGGGUGAUGCGCAAGGACACCAAGUCGGUGGAAGAUAAGCAGAGGGAAAUAACCGAAAAGAUCAGGCAGCACCAGGAGAAGCUGGAGACGCUGCAGAAAACUGCUCCCAUUAAAUCUCAGGCAGAUGUGAAGAAAUUGCCUCUAGAAGCCAGCUUGAAGACUGCAAGUGAGAGUAACCCACAGGGCACCAGGGUGGUACGGCCCCGAUCUCCCCCUCUGCCAGCGAUGAUAAAGAAUGCCCCGAGCCGGCCACCCCUCAGCAAGCCCCCUCCCCUCAGCAGAAAGCCCAAUACCCCAACCCGGACAGCAAAACCCCCAGUGCCAGCACCUGCAUCUCCUCCUCCUCCACCUCCUGCCGUCCGCAGGCAGGAGCCCCUGGCCAAGGCCCGGCCAGCUGCCAGCCCCAGGGUCCCGGUUUCUAAAGUCAAAUCAGGUGGUAGGAUGGGGGCCGUGCGCUCUCCACGGGGGGCAACCAAACAGACCCCAACCACUAGUAGCCAGCGCAACAGAGUUACAGAAGAUACGAGUGAGGAUGAUGAGGAAGAAGAAGAGGAUAGUGUGCAUGAGGAGCGCGAGGAUGAAGAGGACGAAGAGCCGCAGCUAAAGAAAACAAAGAUGACACUGGAGAAAUCGAGCAAACCAGUCGUAAAGAAACAGGAGGUGAAAAAGGGGAAGGUGACGGAGGUGCGGGCGCAGACUGCAGAGGGCAGCGUGGUCAUGGAGAAUAAAAAACGAUGUAACAUCAUUCCGCUAAUCUUCGCUGGCAAGCUCGACAAGUUUCAUCGCCAGCAACCCCCCCAUCAGAUUACAGAUUGUGCCGAAGAGGAAGAGACUGAGAAAGAUCUUAAAGAGGCUCAGAAAGAUAAAGGUCUGCUGGUAGAGGUAAAAGUCAACAAGGAGUGGUUCACGGGAAGGGUAGCAGCAGUGGAGGCCAGUAAGCAGAGCGUGCGUUGGAAAGUCAAGUUUGAUUACGUGCCCACGACCCCUACUCCUCGCGACCGAUGGGUUUUUAAGGGCAGCGAUGAGGUUCGACUGAUGCGACCCCCAUCCCCGGUCACUCAGAGCCCGGACACCCAACAGGAAGCUGAAGCAGAAAGGGCAUCCAUUGCAAUGGAGCCCGAUACCACGCAGCCCGGCAGUAGCCGGGAGCUGAUGGAUAGCCUGGUGGUCAUGAUGAGGACGUUUCUGCGCUACUUCUUCCCUCCGGAAUUUCGAAUUCCAAAAGAUGACAUUAACGGCAUGACCGCAGAGGAGUUGGUAGCUUUUCCAAUGAAAGAGUACUUCCAGCAGUAUGAGCUGGGCCUACAGAGUCUGUGCAACUCGUAUCAAAGCCGGGCUGAUGCCCGGGCUCGUGCCGUGGAAGAGAAGAGUAAUAGUGCAGAGGCACGCCUUCGUGACUCUGAGGAGAAGCUCCAGAAACUGCGGACCAAUAUUGUGGCUCUGCUGCAGAAAGUCCAAGAGGACAUUGAUAUCAACACAGAUGAUGAACUGGAUGCUUACAUUGAGGACCUGCUCACUAAAGGAGACUGACCGGACUCACUGAGUGACCUGCGUUGCUCUCACCCUUCCCUGACAGCCAAUUUAAUUCCGUUUCCACCUUGUUCUGUGUGGGCUGUCAAAGAAAAAAACUGUACAUUAUGGGAUGACAAAGCAGCAGAGAUUGCAUUCCAUAUGUGUAAUAUAGAUUAUCAAGCACGCCUGCACAUUACCUGGCCACACCUGAGAGUAGGUUGGGUGUUGCUGUGUGCUAGGAAGGACAUUGUGGGAGGGAGAGGGAAUUUAGUUUGGGCAUCCCAAAGCUUUUAGUAACUGUAAGGAAGACCGUCGUUGGGAAAUGUGAUCCAAAACACUUUGGAUGUAUGACACUGGUCUCAUUAGCCCAGCAGAGGAAGAAAAUCACACCUUUAACCCCAUGUAGCUACUUCAAGGUAUCCCCUUUUUCUUACUAUUUUGUUGUGCUUUUCAGCAUGUCUAUAAACAGGGUUAAAAGCAUUUUACUAGAUUUUAGUUUAAAUCGGAUGUGUUCAUAUUUAUACUUGUAUGAAUAUGGUGGUAAACAAAAUUGAGUAAAAACAACCAAGAAUAAGCCCUUGAACAGUAUGGAGAGGGGGAUAGUAGUCAGCCUAACCUUCUUGAUAUUCCUGUCCAUCAUUACAUUAGCGUACCUCAAGGCAUUACAGUACACUUCACAGUUUUGCAGUGCCCACUUUUUUCUUAUUCAACGCUAAAGCAGCUGGUAGGACUCGGAACUUAAAUUAUGCUCCCCCUCAUUACACACUAACAGCAAAGAGGAUUAUGUAGAUUAUAUUUCUGCUAUCUGCACAUAUCUCCAGUUCCUGAGUUCAGAAACAGUCCAUUUGGAAAGUGUGUAGCAUACUACAUGUCUCCCAACACUUUCAAGAUUUAAGUAUGUGUGCUUCAUAACUUUUUUUUUGGCAGGACAGAUGUAAUAAUCCCAGGGUCAGUGCUGCUUUUACCAAUUUAGAGGAUGGGAUCUGAUAAGCAUGAAAAUGGGGGUUCUUGGAUGCUUCCUUCUUCAGGAGUGUACUCCAGAAUGGAGCAUGUGGGAAGAGAUAAUUAAGCUAAUUUAGCAUCUACCAAGACUUUGAGGGUGUUAACAGGCUUACCCUCAAACGAAAUAUUUACUGGGUUUUAUCAGUAUGUAUACUCUUGGAAGCUUUCACCUAACUAUAGGACAACUUUUUGGAGUGGGGGAGGGGUCAGUAUAAUCGCUUUAAAAUCACCUGUAUUUAGUUAAUCCAGUCAAGGGAAGCCUUUAUGUGUAUUGUGGUAAUGUUUCUUUUAAAAGAAUAUUUUUAAAUGUUAAAGAACUGUUUUAUUAAAAUGUGUGGUUUAUUUUU